AUUGUUAAGUCCCUUGUAAAUUUUGCACUGUAUUAAGUGCCACCAAAAUGUCGGAAAAAGAGAGCCCGAUUAAGUAUUUUGUAAGUGGAGGAUUUGGUGGAAUUUGCACCGUAAUUGCAGGACAUCCCUUAGAUACGAUAAAAGUUCGUCUUCAAACUAUGCCUUUGCCAGGUCCAAAUGAAGCAGCUUUAUAUACUGGAACAUUAGAUUGUGCUAAGAAGACAAUAGCAAAAGAAGGAAUACGUGGUUUAUACAAAGGUAUGGGUGCACCUUUAUGUGGUGUAGCUCCAAUAUUUGCUAUAAGCUUUUACGGCUUUGGUCUUGGUAAGCAAUUAAUAAGAAAGACUGAUGAUGAACAAUUGACACCUUUACAAUUAUUUGCUGCUGGUGCAUUUAGUGGCAUCUUUACAACCUUCAUUAUGGCUCCUGGUGAAAGAAUAAAAUGUCUUCUACAAAUUCAACAAGGCGAUGCGAAUCUAAAGUACAAAGGCCCUACUGAUUGUGCAAAACAACUUUACAAAGAGGGAGGAAUAAGAAGUAUAUACAAAGGUACCUGUGCAACUCUAUUGAGAGAUAUUCCUGCAAGUGGAAUGUAUUUUAUGACAUACGAAUGUACGAAAAAGUGGUUGUCCCCCGCAGAUGAAAGUCUUGGAUUAUUACCUACAAUAUUUGCUGGUGGUUUAGCUGGUAUUGCAAAUUGGGUUGUUGGAAUGCCACCUGAUGUGUUGAAGAGUCGUCUGCAAAGUGCUCCAGAAGGGACUUACAAACGUGGAAUUCGAGAUGUGUUUGUAGUUUUGAUGAAAGAAGAAGGACCUAAAGCCUUAUACAAGGGAUGCACACCUGUGAUGCUUCGUGCUUUCCCAGCAAACGCAGCAUGUUUUCUCGGAUUUGAAAUUGCCAUGAAUUUUUUGAAUCUGGUGUUACCUAAUUUAUAAAAGAAAUUUUUACAUAAAACAACUUUUUGCACUCGCCCAUCUUUGACAGCAAUUGAAUAUUGUACUA
Molecule: messenger RNA, 1002 nt
Organism: Dufourea novaeangliae
Lineage: Eukaryota; Metazoa; Arthropoda; Insecta; Hymenoptera; Halictidae
Gene: colt
Product: congested-like trachea protein
Exons: 5
Coding region: 48-935 (295 amino acids)
Biological process (GO): mitochondrial transport; carnitine transmembrane transport
Cellular component (GO): mitochondrial envelope
Molecular function (GO): O-acyl-L-carnitine transmembrane transporter activity
Source: RefSeq, a predicted model, not a curated record